UCGUCCUCAGCUCAGAGUGAGCCCUCCUCUUGCUGGUACUCUGGUCGGAGGAUCUUUGAACGCAUUGAAAGGCAUGAUGGCCGGCAGCGCGUGGAGGUCAAUGCUGUCCCAAGUGGUGGCGAGAUCCAGGAGAACCAGCCUGUCCUCCGCUUCCUUCUCCAGAGGGAUCCAGACCGUCACACUGAUUCCCGGGGACGGGAUCGGACCGGAGAUCUCUACCGCCGUCAUGCAGAUCUUUGAGGCGGCGAAGGCUCCCAUCAGCUGGGAGGAGAGGAACGUGACGGCCAUCAAAGGGCCAGGCGGCAGGUGGAUGAUUCCUCCUGAUGCCAAAGAGUCCAUGGACCGCAGCAAGAUCGGGCUGAAGGGACCCUUGAAGACCCCCAUCGCCGCCGGCCACCCCUCCAUGAACCUGCUGCUCAGGAAGACCUUUGACCUCUACGCCAACGUGCGACCUUGCAUCUCCAUCGAGGGCUACAAGACGCCGUACACAGACGUCAACCUGGUCACCAUCCGGGAGAACACGGAGGGCGAGUACAGCGGCAUCGAACACGUGAUCGUUGAGGGCGUCGUCCAGAGCAUCAAACUCAUCACCGAGGACGCCAGCAGACGCAUCGCUGAGUACGCCUUCGAGUACGCCAGAAACAACCAGAGGGCGAGCGUGACGGCCGUCCACAAGGCCAACAUCAUGCGGAUGUCAGACGGCCUUUUCCUGAGGAAGUGUCGCGAGGUGGCAGAAGGCUACAAAGACAUAAAGUUCACAGAGAUGUACCUGGACACCGUGUGUCUCAAUAUGGUUCAGGACCCCACGCAGUUUGAUGUCCUGGUGAUGCCCAACCUGUACGGAGACAUCCUCAGUGAUCUGUGUGCCGGUCUCAUCGGAGGACUCGGUGUGACUCCCAGCGGAAACAUCGGCGCUAACGGAGUCGCCAUCUUUGAAUCGGUCCACGGAACCGCCCCCGACAUCGCCGGUCUGGAUUUGGCCAACCCCACCGCCCUGCUGCUCAGCGCCGUGAUGAUGCUGCGUCACAUGGGUCACCAUGACUACGGCAACAAGAUCCAGACGGCCUGCUUCGACACCAUCAGGGACAAGAAGGUUCUGACCGGAGAUCUGGGAGGAAACUCAAAGUGUUCCGAGUUUACAGCCGAGAUCUGCCGUCGUAUCCAGGACCUGGACUGACGCAGCAGGAGCCUCUGUGGGGUCUCUGCCCCUCUGAAUGGAGCCGUUUCCAUGAAGAGCGGCUCUAUGUAUAUUUUCUGAGGAGGCGACGAAACAUUCACAGCUCAGACGCAAAUGUCUCAUGACCAAGAGCUCUCUGCUUCGCUUCUCACGUGUUUGGGUUUAUUUUAACGGUGGUCGACCGUAAUUUAUUUAUUGUUUCCUGUUGGUCUCCUGCCGCUCUUCAGAUUCAUAAACAAUACACAUUAAACAUUUGUGUAUAUGUAUGUACAUAUACACAUUAAACAUUUGUGUAUAUGUAUGUACUUAUGUGUGUGUGUGUAUAUAACAUAUAUACACACACACAGGAAUGAGUGUGUGUUUCGAGGAGGCUUCUGUUCACUCAUUAAACAGCUGAUUGGCGACAUCACACUCUAGACCUCUUGUUUCAUGAAGACUAUCAUACUUUAGUGGUAUUCUAUAUUUCAUCCAUGAGCAGAAAAUGGAAGUACUCGUCUUGAGAAAUGUUAAAUGUUAUUAUUGUAUCAUCAAUUAAUGAUCUUAAACCGUAAGCUUGAAUCCAUGUUUACACUGAUGACUGUAUGUAAACUCAAACGCAUGUGAACAUGUAGAAUAAUGCAAAGUAAGUGCCUUGCGUAUUGUAGUGGCCGUUUGUCCUUGGGACCAAUAAAUGAUUACGUCAAAGGGCCACUGA
Molecule: messenger RNA, 1871 nt
Organism: Gasterosteus aculeatus aculeatus (three-spined stickleback)
Lineage: Eukaryota; Metazoa; Chordata; Actinopteri; Perciformes; Gasterosteidae
Product: isocitrate dehydrogenase [NAD] subunit alpha, mitochondrial
Biological process (GO): isocitrate metabolic process; tricarboxylic acid cycle
Cellular component (GO): mitochondrion
Molecular function (GO): magnesium ion binding; isocitrate dehydrogenase (NAD+) activity; NAD binding
Source: RefSeq, a predicted model, not a curated record